Molecule: messenger RNA, 1202 nt
Organism: Arachis duranensis
Lineage: Eukaryota; Viridiplantae; Streptophyta; Magnoliopsida; Fabales; Fabaceae
Product: protein PHOSPHATE-INDUCED 1
Exons: 1
Coding region: 82-1029 (315 amino acids)
Source: RefSeq, a predicted model, not a curated record
AUUCUUCACCGUCACUUCAUUUUACAAGCAAACAUCUCACUUCAUUCUCACCCAACAUUCCACACAAAAGCCUCCCACAAAAUGGCCUCUCUUGGGUCCUCAAGAAUUCUCUUUACAUUGUUUCUCGCAAUUUCCCUUCUCCAUUUGAACUCAGCAGCUAGAACACUGUCCGAGACUUCAUCAGAUCAGCUGCUAAAGUUCCAAUACCACAAGGGCCCUCUAUUGAAUGGCAAGAUCUCAAUAAACCUCAUUUGGUACGGAAAAUUCAAACCAUCACAAAGAGCCAUAAUCUCAGACUUAAUCACCUCCCUCUCUUCCUCUUCCACUUCCAAACCACCAAAAUCACCAUCCGUUUCCACGUGGUGGAAAUCCACCGAGAAAUACUAUAGCAGUACCAACAAGAAGCUUGGCAUUUCACUAGGCACCCAAAUCCUGGACGAGAACUACUCUCUGGGCAAGUCGCUCACCACAAACCAAAUCGUGAAGCUUGCAUCAAAGGGACCCCACAGCAACGCAAUCAACGUGGUGCUAACAGCUGCUGACGUGGCAGUGGAGGGGUUCUGUUCAAGCAGGUGCGGGACCCACGGUUCCUCUAACGGGGCGCGCGUGAACGGAAAGAGGUACAAGUUCGCAUACAUUUGGGUUGGCAACUCGGAGACACAAUGCCCUGGGCAAUGCGCGUGGCCCUUCCACCAACCUAUUUACGGCCCACAGAGCCCACCACUUGUGGCGCCCAACAACGACGUGGGCCUGGACGGCAUGGUUAUCAACGUGGCGAGCCUCUUAGUUGGCACUGCAACCAACCCGUUUGGGAAUGGGUACUUCCAAGGGCCCAAGGAGGCGCCUCUAGAAGCAGCUUCUGCUUGCGCCGGCGUCUAUGGUAAAGGUGCGUACCCCGGCUCCGCUGGGAACCUCUUGGUGGACCCCACAACUGGUGCUAGCUUCAAUGCCAAUGGCAUCAAUGGUAGGAAGUACCUCUUGCCUGCUCUGAUGGAUCCCAAAACCCAAGCUUGUUCGACCCUUGUCUAGACACCAAUGAAUUGAAAAUGCAGCUUACGAGCCAGCAUCGUGCUUUCCACGUAGUCAAAUAUUUCCACUAUUACAAUAGGCACAAGUGAGAUUCAUUCUUUGAUUUGUUCAUUCUUUUUUGUUGUAUAUGACUUAAAAUGAUGAAAUUGAGCUCCAUUAUUGAUUGGAUUUAA